Peniophora sp. CBMAI 1063 is the source of this 654-nucleotide messenger RNA. The record is from the annotation of a GenBank genome assembly. Lineage: Eukaryota; Fungi; Basidiomycota; Agaricomycetes; Russulales; Peniophoraceae.
AUGGUCCUCUUCUUCACUUCCGCCGUGCAUACGCCACCUGUGACGAUCUACAUGGGAAAAGACAAGGUGGAAAAUGAAGACCUGAUCAAAUAUGCUUGGCCACAAGACGUCUGGUUCCAUGUCGACAAGCUCUCUUCAGCCCACGUCUACCUGCGAUUACCGGACAAUAUCCCGUCAUGGGACGCGAUUCCCGAGGUACUGUUGCAAGACUGCGCACAACUUGUUAAGGCGAACUCGAUUGAGGGAAACAAGAAGGAUAACAUUACGAUCAUCUACACGCCAGGCGACAACCUGAAGAAAACGGGCGAUAUGGCUACAGGCCAAGUCUCUUUCCACAAUGACAAACGCGUCAAGCGCGUAUACGUCCCCAAACGCGAAAAUCCGAUCGUCAACAGGUUGAACAAGACGAAAGUCGUGCGCGACGUUGAUCACGAAGCGGAGAGGCAGGACCGUAUCAAGCGCGAGAACCAGGUCAAGCGGGCCGCUGCGGCGCAAAAAAAGAAGGCCGACCUUGAACUGGCGAAGCAGAGGGAGGCGGAGAAAGCUGCACGGUCGUACGACUCGCUGUUCAGCGGGGAGUACGAUGAGGACGACGAUGAGGCAGAGAAUAGGAAAGGGAAGACGGCGAGAGAAUUGGAAGACGACUUCAUGUGA